Messenger RNA from Pestalotiopsis fici W106-1, 2298 nucleotides. RefSeq lists its product as uncharacterized. NCBI's taxonomy places the organism in Eukaryota, Fungi, Ascomycota, Sordariomycetes, Amphisphaeriales, Sporocadaceae. The coding region runs from base 1 to 2298 and encodes 765 amino acids. The record is from RefSeq and is a predicted model, not a curated record. The transcript is spliced from 2 exons.
AUGUUACUUGUCAGUCGGAAACUGCUGUGUCUUGCAGCUCUGCUUUGCAAUGGAUUGGAUCAGGCUGUGGCAGCACCCCACAUGGGUCAUGUCGAGCGACGACUUGCGAGCAAUAAUCAGACCGCUGCCAGCAUAAUAGAAUCAAGUGGUACGACUGUGCCAGACUCCAACCCAUCAUCCACAUCAAUCGAGUCUACCAGUAUAACUGAAGACGGGGUCGUGACUGCACGGCUCUCGGUUGCCUCUGUCUCAACAUCCAGCACCGUUUCGACCUCCUCAGGUCAGGGAUUUGCGCUUCACGGCGGAUUGGGAUCCAUCACCACAGUUGCAAGGCCAACCACUUUCACACUGGGAUUAGGCACGGCCGCCACGACAUCUCAGAGUAGUAGCCAGACUUCGAGAGAAACCUCGGCAACCUCGUCAGAAACUUUGAGGGAAACCUCAACAGCUUCGUCAGAAACCUCGAGUGUUGCUACAAGCUCCGACUCUUCCACGUCAAGUGCAGCGUCCCUUGACCCUUAUCCGAUAUCAUACAUCAAUGCCAGCAGCACAACUGUCCCUUCAAUUACAUUACCAAUCAACAGCACGGUUUAUGAACUGGGCUGGAAUUCGACAGCAACCAUCAGUGGAGAGCCAACCAUAAUCACGACUGAGCCGCCGCUCAUCACCACCUCCUAUGAUGUUUUGACACUCUCUACACCCACAGAUGAACAGACGGUGGAUUCCUGCGAUGUCACAACCAACAGCAAUACUGUGACUGUAUGGUCGACCAUUUACACAACCACCAUUACGUGGACAUUGCCGCCAGAACAGUAUACGCCACCGUAUCCAACCACCACUAGCACACCCAUAAUUUGUGCAGAUACAACUGGCCGCUUUUCUGUGUCCAAAUGCGAAGGCUCAGCUUGCACGCAACUAUCAUAUCCCGUGGGUGCGACGAGUGUCCCUCACGUCGACCCGACUGCUACCAAAGGAACAACAACUGUUGCUGCAAGCAACUCUGGAGGGAGAGCAGGUGAAGCGACUAUUACUUUUUACACAACAGACAAGAACCCGGCAGUUGUGUACUCAUCCCGAGCACCUCCAGAUUAUGGCGAUGACGGAACAACUCAGGUUCAGGACCACAAUACGCCAGACAAUAAUGAUGCUGCCACCGAUGUCCCGCAAUACGAAAAGGGAACCACGACUGUCAUAGAUGCUGGAGCUACUGGUGGCAGUGGUGCUGCUGCCCCAGGAGGGAAUGGCGGCGCUGGCAAUGGCGGUGCUGGCAACGGCGGUGCUGCACCGACGUCCCCAGCACCUGUCCAGCAACCGCCAUCCCCUACAAGUACAGCCAUAACCGUCAUUAUUCAGACAACGCAAGUCAUCAUUAAUGAUCAAACUUUUACCGACAGUCCCCAGAGCAAGACUGAGACCGUCGUGGUUGGUACCGAUACCUUUGUCAUCAACCCAAGCGAGGUUAUCGGUGCUGGCGCCACAGUGGCAAGACCAGCUCUGGGAGGAGUCUUUAUGACCACGGCCACGACCACUACAAUCGCCGGAGUGCAAGUUGUAUAUACUCCAGUGGGAAGCGCAGCAGCCAAUGGAGGUUCUACAGCCGCCGUGGCUACAAUCGAUGGCACAGUCUUCACGCUGGGUCCAACAACAUCGACCGCCGUGGUCAAGGGUCAGACCAUUACGCUCGGUCCUGGCGGCAUCGCCUUUGCCAGCCAAACUAUUCCGAUCGUGACAGCGGCAGGAGGAGCUACAGAAUCUGCUGUGCUCGGCGGCGAGAUGAUUACAGCGAUUGGAAAUUCGGUCGUGGUCGUUCACGGCACAACGAUCACUUAUGGGCCAGACACGAGCCCCAUCACACAAGUCAUAGAUGGUGAUACCGUGGUGAUUGGGCCAUCUGGUGUCACUGUACAUGGCAUAACAUUCGGAGGCCCGACUGCCGCGCUGACCGCAACAACAUACGAGAUUGUGGGCGGAGCUACCAUCACCGAAAUUGGCGGCAGUGCCGUUGUCAUUGAAGGCACGACAUAUCUCAUCGGUGCUGGCGCUGCUACGGCAAUAACGACUGUGGUUGAUGGCCAAACCCUGACUAUUGGCCCCAGCGGUGUAGCCAUGUCUUCAUACACGUUUGCACAGCCAUAUGCCACGAGCACCGUGAUUGAACCGGGUGGCACGUCAUCGGUAGCGGCAGCGACCACGACUGCAGAGAGUAUGGGCUCCCAAUCACGGCCCAAUUGGAGUACGGGAAUAAUCGGAAUGUGCAUAGCGAUCGGCGUUGGUUUUGUUGGGGGUUUGAUUUUAUGA